Molecule: messenger RNA, 1329 nt
Organism: Carica papaya (papaya)
Lineage: Eukaryota; Viridiplantae; Streptophyta; Magnoliopsida; Brassicales; Caricaceae
Gene: OFP5
Product: ovate family protein 5
Biological process (GO): negative regulation of DNA-templated transcription
Source: RefSeq, a predicted model, not a curated record
AUGAAGUCGGGAAGAAGAAAACCUUCUUCAUCUCGCCUUCCUUCCAUUUCCCGUGUUACCUUCUCAUGGCUUUCCAAGUUCAAGAAAAUGAGCUUUGACUCUGAAUCGAAACCUGUAAAUGAGAGCCAAAACGUGAAGCAGAAUUUGGUGCCUGCAAAGUCACCAAAUUAUGCUGGAAGUGGAAGAGGUAGAUUCCAUGGUGAGAAUGGUGAUGCCUUUUGGAGAUUAUCCUUUGGAGUAGACAGUGUUGAAGAGAAUACUAGUAAAGUAGUGAGAUCAGUCUGGUACAAGUCAGAUGAUGAGCUUGAUGUUCCACCCCCAAGUUGCCGGAAUUGUGGAUCAAAUGCUAGGAGGUCUAUAGAAACAGAUACAACAAGAAAGUUCAGCAAGGUUACUGAAGGGAAAUUGAGAGGAAUCCCUGCAGAUAAAGAGAUCAUGACAGAAAUUCAUCUAUGUAACAGAGAAAAAGCUACCAUAAGUAAGACACCAAGAACUGACAUUGCCAUAGAAAAGAAAUCGAAGAGAAAAUGCCAAGGAGCGAAAAAAAAAUGGCCGAAGCUGGAUAAAAACACAGAUAUAGCGAAAGAGGAAUGGACAAACUCAGUACAUAAUAAUAUCUCAGAACAGGCAUCAGCAACAGCGAUUGACGGUGAGAAAUGGAAGACAAAAGGAGUCAGUUCAAGGAGAUGUUGCUCUCUCUCUUCCAUGAAUACACAGAAGAACAACCAAACUGCAACUGCUGAAGAUUGUGGAUUUGCUGCUCGGAACCUAGAUAACACUCAAAAAUCAGAGAAGUGGAGUGCCGAGUGGCAAAGAUUAAAAGCCAAGAAAAUUGAAGAGAUAAAAUUGAAGAGUAAGCAACAGAGGAAAUCUCUUUACAUCAGCAAGGAAUUUCAGAGAAGGACAACAAAGCAGAGCAGCAAAGUCAGAAUUUUUUCUCCAAGAACAGCCUCCAAAAUUGAAAUCUGCAAAAUAAAGGCUCUAGAAGAUAUGAAGAAAGCAAAAUUGAAGACGAAGGUGACAGAGGAGAUAACAACUAAGACAAGAGCCAGAUUAGGAAGAUUUGCUAUGGUAAAAUGCUCGUCCGAUCCCCAGAAGGACUUCAGAGAUUCAAUGAUUGAGAUGAUCAUGGAGAAAAAGAUCAACCAACCUCAAGAGCUUGAAGAACUCCUAGCUUGUUACCUGGCAUUGAACUCUGAUGAAUAUCAUGACCUCAUUAUCAAAGUAUUCUGGCAAGUCUGGUUAGAUCUCAGUCAGGCCUGUUUUGAUUGUGAAGUAGAGAAUAAUAAAGUCCUUAAGGUUAAUUACUAUUUCACUAGUCUCAAGUAA